This is a messenger RNA of Colletotrichum fioriniae, 1572 nucleotides long. Lineage: Eukaryota; Fungi; Ascomycota; Sordariomycetes; Glomerellales; Glomerellaceae. The record is from RefSeq and is a predicted model, not a curated record.
AUGGCGCUCCUCUCGCCAGUAGUGCUACUCGCGCUUCCAGCAUUUGUGAUCUACUACAUCGUCUCAACUUUCCACGCCCGUCGCCGCCUUCUUCUCUUCGCCAAGGCAAACAGCGCGACCUUUCCCAAGCAUUUUCCCUCAAUAUUACCAUUUGGAAUCGACUAUGUCUGGCGCGCCCUCAAAGUGGUGCAGAGUGGCGGCGACAUCCUCGACGAUGUCAUUGCCCAAAAGUUCAAGAAAUGCGGCGACACCUUCAGCACUACGGGCCUCUUCGGCCCAGCCGAGGUCAACACCAUCGACCCAGUCAAUAUCCAAGCCAUCCUCGCGACAAAGUUCCGUGACUUUGAGCUCGGUCCGCGCAGAAUCGCGCAGUUUAAGCCGCUGGAGGGUAAUAACAUCUUCACCCACGACGGCCCCUUCUGGGAACACUCAAGAUCGCUAUUCCGAUCGCAGUUCUCGCGGGAAAACAUCAACGACCUCGAAGGCACGGAACGUGCCAUGCAAGCUCUGUUCCGGGCCCUGCCACUCGUUGGUCAGAAGACGGACGACGGCUCCCUGUCUGUUGAUAUCAUGCCCUUGAUCUUCCGCUUCACGCUCGACACGGCAACCGGCUUUCUCUUUGGCGAAACGGUCGACUCACAAACGGCCGCUGCUCUGGGCAAGAUGUCGACAUCAACAAGUGCGGUGACGGCUAUGGCGGCUGACCAGGCAGGAAGCGACAUGUCCUUCGCGUCUGCCUUCCACGAGGCGCAAAUGUACAUCGCUAUGCGCGCCCGGCUGCAGGGGCUGUACUUUUUAGCACCUAGCAGCGUGGGCAAUAAGUCCAUUGACUACAUCCGUCGAUACGUUGAUCAUUAUGUCCAGCUGGCUCUCAAGCGCGCAAAGCCGUCGACGGACAAGUUUAUCUUACUGGAUACCCUCGUAGAGAAAACGCGGGACCGAGGGGAGCUGCGGGACCAGAUCCUAGGAAUACUUCUGGCGGGUCGGGAUACCACGGCAUCUCUACUCUCAUGGGUGCUGCUGAUGCUUGCGCGGCACCCGGCUGUGUUUGAGAAGCUUCGGGAAGAGGUGGUGGCGGAGUUUGGGGAGUACUCUGAGAAGCCUGAGGGUAUUGACUUUGCGACGCUCAAGUCUUCACAAUAUCUUCAAUUUGUAAUGCGGGAAACGUUAAGAGUGUACAAUGUCGCGCCGCUUAACAGCCGGUAUGCGGUACGGGAUACGGUCUUGCCAAGAGGCGGCGGAGCUGAUGGGUCAUCGCCCAUCGUGAUCAAAAAGGGACAGACCGUCACCUUUGUGCCGUAUCUGCUGCAUCGACGCUCAGAUAUUUGGGCUGAUGCGAUGGAGUUCAAGCCAGAGCGGUGGGAGGGUGUUCGACUGGAUUGGAACUACAUUCCGUUUAGUGGUGGUCCGAGGAUUUGCUUGGGACAGUCUGCAUAUUUCUUGGUUAGACUCAUCCAAAGGUUCAAGAGCAUGGAAUGGAUUGGACCGCCAGGCGAGCCGAGAAAAGACAUCCACUUUACCAUGGCUCCGAGAGAUGGAGUCAGUGUGAAGCUCCAGUAUGCUGAGUUAUAG